Messenger RNA from Phyllostomus discolor (pale spear-nosed bat), 6711 nucleotides. It is a transcript of the gene PRKG1, whose product is annotated as protein kinase cGMP-dependent 1. Gene Ontology annotation, molecular function: cGMP-dependent protein kinase activity; ATP binding. The record is from RefSeq and is a predicted model, not a curated record. The coding region runs from base 306 to 2321 and encodes 671 amino acids. Gene Ontology annotation, biological process: protein phosphorylation. NCBI's taxonomy places the organism in Eukaryota, Metazoa, Chordata, Mammalia, Chiroptera, Phyllostomidae. The transcript is spliced from 18 exons.
CUAAUUGGUUUCUCAAUGAAAGAUAAUCACCUAUUCCCUGGAGAGGUUGGGGAUUAGCACUCUGCCUCUCCUCUCCAUCGCUUUUAGAUUUCUCAUCCUUCCCUCGGUGCGUUUAGUCCAUUCAGCAGAAGUGGAUCGAAGAAAGCGGCUCCCAGCGGCGCGGCAUUAGGGCCAGCACUCCGCUGCGCGCUAGUACUUAGCGACCCAUUCACUCACUUACUCUGCGCUCGCCUCGCCCGGCUGUCGUCUCAGCCACUGCUACCGCUGGAGGAAAAGUUUUGCGGAGGGGCUCAGGGAAAAAAAAAAUGAGCGAGCUGGAGGAAGACUUUGCCAAGAUUCUCAUGCUCAAGGAGGAGAGGAUCAAAGAGCUAGAGAAGCGGCUGUCAGAGAAGGAGGAGGAAAUUCAGGAGCUGAAGAGGAAGCUCCACAAAUGCCAGUCGGUGCUGCCCGUGCCCUCGACCCACAUCGGCCCCCGAACCACCCGGGCGCAGGGUAUCUCGGCUGAGCCGCAGACGUACAGGUCCUUCCACGACCUCCGACAGGCAUUCCGGAAGUUCACCAAAUCUGAAAGGUCCAAGGAUCUCAUCAAGGAAGCCAUCCUUGACAAUGACUUUAUGAAGAACUUGGAGCUGUCGCAGAUCCAGGAGAUUGUGGAUUGUAUGUACCCAGUGGAGUAUGGCAAAGACAGUUGCAUCAUCAAAGAAGGAGAUGUGGGGUCGCUGGUGUAUGUCAUGGAAGAUGGUAAAGUUGAAGUUACAAAAGAAGGUGUGAAGCUGUGCACCAUGGGCCCAGGCAAAGUGUUCGGGGAGUUGGCUAUUCUUUACAACUGUACCCGGACAGCGACCGUCAAGACUCUUGUAAAUGUGAAGCUCUGGGCUAUUGAUCGACAAUGUUUUCAAACAAUAAUGAUGAGGACAGGACUCAUAAAGCAUACCGAGUAUAUGGAAUUUUUAAAAAGUGUUCCAACAUUCCAGAGCCUUCCUGAAGAGAUCCUCAGUAAGCUUGCAGACGUCCUUGAAGAGACCCACUAUGAAAAUGGGGAAUAUAUCAUCAGGCAAGGUGCAAGAGGAGACACGUUCUUUAUAAUCAGCAAAGGAAAGGUAAAUGUCACUCGUGAAGACUCACCAAGUGAAGAUCCAAUCUUUCUUAGAACUUUGGGAAAAGGAGAUUGGUUUGGAGAGAAAGCCUUGCAGGGGGAAGAUGUGAGAACAGCCAACGUAAUCGCUGCCGAAGCCGUGACCUGCCUUGUGAUUGACAGAGAAUCUUUCAAGCAUUUAAUUGGAGGAUUGGAUGAUGUUUCUAAUAAAGCAUAUGAGGAUGCGGAAGCUAAAGCAAAAUACGAAGCUGAAGCUGCUUUCUUCGCCAACCUGAAGCUGUCUGAUUUCAACAUCAUUGACACCCUUGGAGUCGGAGGUUUCGGACGAGUAGAACUGGUCCAGUUGAAAAGUGAAGAAUCCAAAACCUUUGCGAUGAAGAUUCUCAAGAAACGCCACAUUGUGGAUACAAGACAACAAGAGCACAUCCGCUCAGAGAAGCAGAUCAUGCAGGGGGCUCAUUCCGACUUCAUAGUGAGACUGUACAGGACAUUUAAGGACAGCAAAUAUUUGUAUAUGUUGAUGGAAGCUUGCCUAGGUGGAGAGCUCUGGACCAUUCUCAGGGAUCGAGGUUCAUUUGAAGAUUCUACAACCAGAUUUUACACAGCAUGUGUGGUAGAGGCGUUUGCCUAUCUGCAUUCCAAAGGAAUCAUUUAUAGGGACCUCAAGCCAGAAAAUCUCAUCCUAGAUCACCGAGGUUACGCCAAACUGGUUGAUUUUGGCUUUGCAAAGAAAAUAGGAUUUGGAAAGAAAACAUGGACUUUUUGUGGGACUCCAGAGUAUGUGGCCCCAGAGAUCAUCCUGAACAAAGGCCAUGACAUUUCAGCCGACUAUUGGUCCCUGGGAAUUCUAAUGUAUGAACUUCUGACUGGCAGCCCACCUUUCUCAGGCCCAGAUCCUAUGAAAACCUAUAACAUCAUAUUGAGAGGGAUUGACAUGAUAGAAUUUCCAAAGAAGAUUGCCAAAAAUGCUGCUAAUUUAAUUAAAAAACUGUGCAGGGACAAUCCAUCAGAAAGAUUAGGGAAUUUGAAAAAUGGAGUGAAAGACAUUCAAAAGCACAAAUGGUUUGAAGGCUUUAACUGGGAAGGCUUAAGAAAAGGCACCUUGACACCUCCUAUAAUACCAAGUGUUGCAUCACCCACAGACACAAGCAAUUUUGACAGUUUCCCUGAGGACAAUGACGAACCACCACCUGAUGACAACUCAGGAUGGGACAUAGACUUCUAACGUAUUUCUCUUACCUGCUUCUGCCUUGCUGAAGACAGCUUUUUCUGAGACACAGCUGCCAGCAAACCUGAGGGAAAGAGAGAAGAUUAGUGCUCGGGGUCACCAUGAUGCCUUUGAUCGAUGCUGCUCCAGUAACUCCAGUGGCAUUAGGACUUAUUGCUUAGAUGACAAUAGUGCUCUUUUUACAUGUUUUCUGUUUGAACCUAAAAAUAGCAGUUGACAUGGUGGUCCUGAAGCAAAGCCUUUCACCAGUAAAGAGAUGUUUUCUAUUGUUGCAAUGAUCUAGCUUCGCUCUGAUUAUAAUUUGAAAGACAGUAAGAAACACUCAAUCUCAUAAGAGAGUCUGUACCUUGCUAGAAUGAUAAACAAGAUCCCAAAGUAAUAUAUUGGGUACAAUGGAUUUCUAUGGUACAAAAACUGGGCUCUUCCCUUUCUUCAUGUGAGGGUUGGAGGAUCUGUUACCGCGGGCCGGUGUACAUACCACACAAAAGAGGACCACGCAUCUGUUGGUCACAGAGUUCGUGUCAAACCAGUGCUAGAAGUCCCAUGAUUUCAUUUCCCAGCUGUGCUGAUGACAAGACUGAAUGUUACCUUUCCUUUCUGACAGAUUUUAAAAAAUGGUAUGUUAAAAGCACAACUGCUAUGGGUUCUGCUGAGAAACCCCAUAGCAGGUAUACAUGCAUUUUCACAGAGGAUUGAAAACAACCAACAUGCAUGAUAUUUGUUUUUUUUUUUUUUGAUAAAUUGGCAUGACAGAGUGGAAAAAAGCAAUUCACAACCAUUUCAUAUUUUUGAAAAUAUUAUGCUUAAAGAUGGUCCUGGAACUAAGUGACUAGCAGCAAUUGGUUUUUAUUUAUUACCUAACACACCCUCAAACUGAGGCUUAAAAUUUUCCCUUUUAUAGAAAUAAACCCUUGGGGUCAGGGUAGGGUGGGAUGGAGAGGGAUCAAGAUUCAUCCAAAAAAUAAAAAUAAAAAACUAUAUAGGUGCUAUGUAUAUCUUUCAUCUGUAAAUGUCAGUGUUUGAACAGACAACACAAAUUCUAAUCAUUAUAUGUGUAGCCAGAGACUCAAGCAUUUUCACUAAAUUUAUCAAACCAAACUCUUGUCAGAUUUCACUUAUACCGCAUAGUCUAGGGUUGAUAGAGGAAGGUUAUUAAAAACAUGUUUGAACUAGCUUCUUGUCUUAGGCCUGAACACUCCCUUCCCCCCCAAAAAAAAGAAGAAGAAAGAAAAAAGAAAAGAAUAGAAAGAAAGAGAAGGAAAGAAAGAAAGCAAAAGAAGGAAGGAAGGAAGGAAGGAAGGAAGGAAGGAAGGAAGGAAGGAAGGAAGGAAGGAAGAAAUCAUUGAGAUUCACUGAUUCACUAGAUGAGAAAACUUACUUAAUGUCAAGGAACAAGACAAAAAUUUGGCCAGGUAUUGAUUACAUUGUGAUGAAUUAACUGAUACGACUCCAUGUGCUUGUGAAAGUAGGAAGGCAAUAGAGAAGAAAACAGCGAAUUGAUUUCCUAAAAAGAAGGUUAACUACUAAAUCAAACAAAAAUAUUAUAAUUCUGAAAUAUCAUACUACCUAGAAAAGACUGGAUUUGAAAAUAUCGAACUGAUUUAUCUUUCUCACAUGGGGAAAAGUCAGCAACUUAAACCGAGUCCUUUGCCAGCAGGCCAGUUGACUAUUAUUAGCUGCCAUAAGUAGCAGAACCAUUGGGAAGCUUUUUUGGAUAAAUAGCAUUACAUCUACUUAGACAAAUGCAUAACAUUACAAGCUGUCAUCCUGAUUUGGAACUGUGUAUGUAAUUUGGUAUAUUAAAUAGGGGUUUGCAUAUUUCCAGUAGAGUGUUUUUAAAAGUCAAACAAAUAUAGACAUUUCUGCAAAAGAAAAAAAUCCACCUGGAUCAUUUACUGUAUCCAAGAAGUUAUAUGACAUUAUUUUUGUUUGAAUUUUUCAUUACUAAGACUACUCUAGAAUAUAUCUUAUUAAAAUAUAAUAAUCUAAGACAUUUGGAGAAUAAAAGUAUUAUGGACAUAUUAUAUAUAAUUAGAAUAAAAUUAAAAGUUUCAUUAUUACUUUUGUGUUAGAGUUUUUUCCUCCCUAUAAACAAUUUCUCAAAAAUCAAUCUAUUCCCUAAGAUUUUGGAAUAUAAAAUUAAACACAUCAACCUAAAAUCCAGCUAUACACACUACUUCAGAAGUUGUAUAUUGCUUUUAAUUGGCUUUUAAAAUACAUAAUUUCAAUAUUAUAGUUAAUGUUCAGUGAUUUUUUGUUAACCGAGAGAGUGGGUUAGGCAUGCUAAAGGUUUUCUAGAAUAUUAAACUUACCUAGAUAUUAAGAAUCUGCUCCUGCAACUUUUUAAAAAUCCCAACAGCCCCAGAGAUUAGCACUUACUAUGGCUUUUGGAACUGUGGUUCAAGUCUAAGACGACCAACAUGUACAAGUUCUAUGGAGAAGGAAGAAGCAGUGCUCAGCACAAUGUACCUGUAGGUCAUUUCUCCCACGUGUUAUUGCAUCUUUGUUAAUUUUACGAGUGGAAUUACAUUUGGAUGUCUAAAGCAAUCACCAAACAAUGAAAGUACAUCAUCCAAGAAUUACUAACAGAAAACGUGCAUUUAAUUUUCCACAUUGAAUUUUAAGGAAUUGUGUCUUAAUGAAGACAUUAGGGCUAAAAUUCGUGGUCAGCUUCAUAAAGUCUGCCUCACUUCUGAAUUUUUCAUGGCCCCUCUAUUUUUCCUACACUAAGGACGUCUGGAUAAGUGUCACUAUUCUUAGUCACAACCUAUUUGACUUGUUAACCUUCUUGUUAAUACUUUACGUAUGGGAAAUAAGGGCUUUCUGUGUCUUGACUCACAGGAAAAUGGAAAACUGCCAAGGAAAGGAACAUCGUAAUAGUGUAUAUGAGAUGGAUUGAAUACAUUAGAAAAAUGAUUUCUAGAAAAUUGUUAUAAAUAAUUUUUUGGUUUGUACCUUCUUUGUUAUUAAUAUAUGAAUCAGAUCCAUGUGGCAUUUAAAGCAUUUAUUUUGAGUAUAUUCUUUACAAGUCAUAAUUUUUACUUAAAAUGCAUGUGAACUACACAUGUAUAAUAUAUAAAUUCAACCCUUGAAUUUUCUUGUUUCAUUUCUAAAUGAGUACACUGAUGGGAAAGUUAAAUUGAAAGAAGUUAGCAACCAUAUUGAAAUUAAGGACAUUAGAACUGAUUUCUUAUAGUAGUGGCAAUCUGUGCAUUAUCCAUAACAAUCUUUCUUUCACAAUAGGACCACAGACAAAUAUUUAUGUAAAUAGAUAUUUUUUGUGUGAUAUUUUGUGGUACAUAUAACUUUUUUUAGUGUUUCACAGCAUUAUAAUUUCAUUUUAUUUGUACUGAAUAAUGUUUUUAGGUCUAAGUAGACUUGAAUUAAUGUCAUAAUUGUCAGUAUUAUUGAAAAUUACGUCAACUGUACUGUUACUCAUCUGUCCCAUAGUUUAGAAGAUGACCUGGCUAUCUGGCAUUGUUGCAAGUGCCUUAAAUUCAUGGCAUCCUAUUAAAAAAAACAAAUUUGGUGUUAUGCUGCAUGACAAAGACAAACACACCUCAAAAUGUUGUCCUUUCUUAGCUUGCUGCGUUUUACAGUUCUUUCUGCUAACAAUUUAUAAGCCUUUAUUAUAUAAUAUUGAUGAAUUACAGAAAUGAUGAAGUUGUUCUCUUAUUUCUGUUAAAUGUACCAGAGCUGUGUAUCUGUUAAUGAGAUACAGCGUCAUUUCUGUGAAAUGUAUAAAUGUAUGUGCAGGUCAAAUUAAUAUAUGACAUACUAUCACAGUCUGUAUACAGGUAUUCCUGUUUUGCUAAGCUGUGCAGAUUCAGUUUAAAAAAUUAGUACUGUCAAGUUCUAAUAUUUUUCUUUUUAUAGACUCUAAUAACAAUGGUCCAACUCAAAAGAAAAAUUAAGAAAUGACUGCUCACCAAACCUUGUUAUGAAAUUGAUGAGUAUCUUGGUGCACCACUCAACAAAACAGGAUGCUUUCUCUGAGUUCUUGUAUAUGCAAAUCAUUUCUGAGGCAAGUUUUCAACAGACCUAGAAAGCUAAAUAUUGAAAGUGUGUUGUUAGCCCUGCUCUCUUUCUGCCCCUGCAUCAAAAACAGACAGAGCUCUGAGAUCUUGACAAUGACUCAGAGGUUUGGGCUUUUCAAGAAAAGGGCCAUUUCUUUGAGCAUCAUUUAUCAAGUUUAUUUCAUUGUAUGAUGUUUUUACAACUGGUCAGUUCUUUUGUACUCUUACAGCUAUGGUUAUUUGAUUGUCCUCUUACAAUUUGUUCUACAUGAAAGAGUUCUUUGUUAGUCAGAAUGCAACAACUGUCAUGAAAUGGUCAUUGACCACUUGCACUCUUUUGAUGUGGAUUAAAAACUUUUUCAUAAACUUAA